Molecule: messenger RNA, 2082 nt
Organism: Talaromyces atroroseus
Lineage: Eukaryota; Fungi; Ascomycota; Eurotiomycetes; Eurotiales; Trichocomaceae
Product: putative succinate dehydrogenase
Exons: 5
Coding region: 1-2082 (693 amino acids)
Biological process (GO): mitochondrial electron transport, succinate to ubiquinone; tricarboxylic acid cycle
Molecular function (GO): electron transfer activity; succinate dehydrogenase (quinone) activity; flavin adenine dinucleotide binding
Source: RefSeq, a predicted model, not a curated record
AUGGGUGCUUAUGUAACUAGCCUCUCGGCCUGGCGCCCGUUCGCUCAACCGACAGCAAUUACCGGCAAGAGUACAACCACCUCAUCCUGUGCAAACCCGUCGAAAUCUCCUCUCUCUGCGUCGCGACUCUUCCUUCUUCCGUCUAUUUUCGGGCGAAUUGGCUUCUGCUUCUUUUGCCUGUACACGGAACAUCAUGAGCUCGUUGAGCUUGCGGAGCUUGGCUCCUGCGUCAAAGCUCGCAUUUUCGGCUCCCAACCUCUCCGUGCAAAGGAGGCCAGUGGCCCCAUUGCAUCGAAGUAUCCUAUUAUUGACCAUGAAUAUGAUGCCGUCGUCGUAGGUGCCGGAGGCGCUGGUUUGCGAGCGGCUUUCGGUCUUGCGGAAGCUGGUUUCAAUACUGCCUGUGUCUCGAAGUUGUUUCCCACUCGAAGCCACACUGUCGCUGCCCAGGGAGGAAUCAAUGCAGCUCUUGGAAACAUGCACGCGGACGACUGGAGAUGGCACAUGUACGACACUGUGAAGGGUUCGGAUUGGUUGGGUGACCAAGAUGCGAUCCAUUACAUGACAAGAGAAGCGCCAGCAAGUGUUCGUGAAUUAGAAGGAUACGGUUGCCCCUUCUCGCGUACCGAAGACGGACGCAUCUACCAGCGUGCAUUCGGUGGUCAAUCGCAAAACUACGGAAAGGGUGGACAGGCUUAUCGAUGCGCUGCCGCUGCUGACCGUACUGGACAUGCCCUUUUACACACAUUAUACGGCCAGUCCCUACGACACAACACAAACUAUUUCAUUGAAUACUUCGCCUUGGACCUUUUGAUGGAAGACGGCGAGUGCCGCGGUAUCAUCGCCUAUAACCAGGAGGAUGGCACUCUCCAUCGCUUCAAGGCUCACCACACUGUCCUCGCAACUGGCGGUUACGGACGUGCCUACUUCAGUUGCACCUCUGCCCACACUUGUACGGGAGAUGGUAUGGCAAUGGUCGCUCGUGCUGGUCUUCCCAACCAGGAUCUCGAAUUCGUGCAGUUCCAUCCUACAGGUAUCUACGGUGCCGGUUGCUUGAUUACCGAGGGCUCUCGCGGUGAGGGUGGUUACCUCCUCAACUCCGAGGGUGAGCGAUUCAUGGAACGUUACGCCCCUACUGCUAAGGAUCUUGCUUCUCGUGACGUCGUUUCGCGAUCCAUGACACUGGAAAUCCGUGAGGGUCGCGGUGUUGGUCCCGAGAAGGAUCACAUCUACCUCCAGCUUAGCCACUUGCCAGCUGAACUUUUGCACGAACGUUUGCCUGGUAUCUCGGAGACCGCUUCUAUUUUCGCUGGCGUUGACGUCACCAAGGAGCCUAUCCCUGUUCUUCCUACCGUCCACUACAACAUGGGUGGUAUUCCCACACGUUACACUGGUGAGGUUGUUACUUUGGAUGAGAAUGGAAAUGACAAGACUGUACCUGGCUUGUAUGCUUGUGGUGAGGCCGCUUGUGUCUCCGUCCAUGGCGCCAACCGUCUUGGUGCCAACUCGCUCCUCGAUUUGAUCGUCUUCGGCCGUGCUGUUUCUCACCGUGUUCGCGACAUUUCUUCCCCAGGAAAGCCUCACAAGGAACUCAGUUCCGACGCAGGUGCUCAGUCUAUCUUGGAUCUCGACCACGUUCGUACUGCCGAGGGUCCUCACUCUACCUUUGAUAUUCGCAAUGCUAUGCAGAAGACUAUGCAGACGGAUGUCAGUGUCUUCCGUACACAGGAGAGCUUGGACGAUGGUGUCGCAAAGAUUAAGGAAGUCGAUGCUAUGUUCUCCAAGGUUGGCACCAAGGACCGCAGCAUGAUCUGGAACUCUGAUCUUGUUGAGACACUUGAACUUCGCAACCUCUUGACUUGCGCCACACAAACUGCUCACGCCGCUGCUAACCGUAAGGAGUCUCGUGGUGCCCACGCCCGCGAGGAUUACCCUGACCGUGAUGACGAGAACUGGAUGAAGCAUACUCUUACCUACCAAAAGACUCCUCACGGCGAGGUUGACCUUACAUAUCGUGCUGUCCAGGAUAAGACCCUGGAUGAGAGCGAGUGCAAGCCUGUGCCGCCCUUCAAGCGUGUAUACUAA